CACACCACUUUCAGUGUAUAUACCAAAUAAAUAAUGUUGCAGUCUUCUUUCUUGUGCUUCUCUUUCAGCCAUUUUCUCUUGUUUCUUAUCACAAUCCCUCUUGGAACAAGCUCUACCUUGAGCAAUGACAUAAUUGACCAAACCUGCAAAAAAUGUGCCAACCAAUCCAUCAUCUUGAGCUACAACUUAUGCUCAACAUCUCUUCCACUAAUUCCAGUGAGUCACUCCACAAAUCUUCAAGGGCUGGCGUUAAUUGCAAUGGAGCUAGCUCUAGAGAAUGUGACUAACACUCUGGCAACCAUAGAGAAACUAUUAGAUAGUACAAGCUUUGAUAACAUUGCUUUGGGAUGCUUAAAAGAUUGCUUGGAACUAUACACUGAUGCAGCAUGGACAAUAGUGAAUUCCAUAGGAGUUUUCUUGUCUGGGAAUUAUGAAGUAACUAGGACGUGGAUGAGUUCAGUUAUGGAAGCAGCCUCAACAUGCCAGAAAGGUUUUGUGGAGAAUGGUGAAGUUUCUCCUUUGACAAAGGAGAAUUACAAUAUCUUCCAGUUAUGUGGUAUUGCACUUUGCAUCAUCCACUUGUCUACCCCUGCAAUUGCAACACCUUCUUAAUUAUUAACUCACACAUCAAGAUAUGCUGUCUUCCUUACUAAUAGAAAAUAAAGUUGAGACAUUAGUAUCUCAAAAUAGACAAUAAAAGUUACAGACAAUAUUGUUAUGUUU
This is a messenger RNA of Gastrolobium bilobum, 723 nucleotides long. RefSeq names its product pectinesterase inhibitor 12-like. Gene Ontology annotation, molecular function: enzyme inhibitor activity. The transcript has a single exon. The record is from RefSeq and is a predicted model, not a curated record. Bases 34 to 612 code for a protein of 192 amino acids. Lineage: Eukaryota; Viridiplantae; Streptophyta; Magnoliopsida; Fabales; Fabaceae.